AAAAACCGGAUGCGGAUAGAAAUGCGGUUGUGGUGUCCGUAGAGAGAGGCGUUGGUGUUUAUUUUGGUCCCACUUUCGAUUCUGCGGGGAACGAAGCGAGACGACGAGGAGGACUAAGGAAGAGCAACUAGGAGGAGGUAGAUUUUGUAAAACUAGAGGCUAUGGCGUCUAUUUGCCUGUCAAUUUGCUCGACCUCGAAACCCUUAGUGGUGCCUCCUACCUCUGCUGCAGCCGUUGCAUCUUCUUCUUCACCGAGCUGCCUUGGUUGCCGGUGCUCUCUCCUUUUCUCCACGGCAAUGUUUGGCUCUGGACGCUUGCUUUCUUCUACUACUAGUAGUAAUACCAAUCGGAGCCGGCGACAAAAGAAAGUGGUUUGUAUGGCUCCUGAUGAAGAAAAAUUGACUCGUCGAAAUCCUCUCGAUUUCCCUAUCGAGUGGGAAAGGCCCAAGCCUGGACGCAGACCUGAUAUUUUCCCCCAGUUUAGCCCUAUGAAAACACCAAUACCACCCCCAUUGCCAUAUGAUCCUCCUGAAGAAGAUGAAGAAGAAGAAGAAGAGAAAAAGAAAGAGGAAGAGGAGGAAGAUCCUGAAAAGGAAGAAGAACCAAAUCAGCCAGAUAAGCAGUAGUGUUUUGUCGCAGCAUGGAGCCUUGAAUUUCUUUAGUGUUCCUUAUGUAACCACCAAGCUUUUCAUAGUUACAUCUAGCUUUUAGUACUGCUGAUAGAAACUGGAUGAGAAUGCAAUAAUCAUCAUCCAGUAAGAGUUUUGUCAUGACUGGUGUUUCCCAGUUUGAGCUGAAAGGAUCUUGCAAACCCCCUUUUGGGACAUUUUCAAUGCUGAAGAGUUAUAAGUAGGAUUUUUUUUCUUGUUGCUGUAAUUUGAAUAUUGUUUGACAUGUUUGAUUAGUAAAUUCCAUUUUUGAUA
Molecule: messenger RNA, 923 nt
Organism: Hevea brasiliensis (rubber tree)
Lineage: Eukaryota; Viridiplantae; Streptophyta; Magnoliopsida; Malpighiales; Euphorbiaceae
Exons: 2
Coding region: 162-626 (154 amino acids)
Source: RefSeq, a predicted model, not a curated record